GCAAGUGGUUCACUGAUCAAGUUGCAACUUUUGCGUCGGAUCAAAUGUAGCAAUUUUGUAAAUACUUGAGAGUACUUUAAAUUAUUUCGAUCAAUUGUUUCAAUCUGUAUAAUAUAGUAUGAUGGCGCUAUUUCAUUAUUGUGUAAUUGGCAGAAUUGUAUCAUUGGUAAGUGUAUACAUCGCUUGAACAUGAUAUUAAAUCCAGUUAUAUAACAUGGACUUUCAAAUUAUUGAGUCACAUGAAAUGAACUUCAAAACAUGCGCACUCAGCUAAAAAAAAUGGCAACAAAAUAUCUAUCUGUGUCAGUAACUUCACAGUUUUGGUUAACGGUAUUGACCUCUCUAGCUAACUGCUAUUUCUCUAUAGUUAUUAUCAGUCAAUUUUAUUCAUCUGGUUUGGGGAGGACAACAAUUAUGUCCAAACGCGACUGUGACAGAUUGUAAUUUGAAGCAUCAUCAAGUACUGGUCACAGAAAACAAUUGUUCAAGAUGUAUCUGUUCUAAAGGAUAUUAUCAAAAUCAUGCGCUUGGUGGAUGCAACACAUGUAGGCUGUGUAAAUAUCCUUUUGUCAUCCGGAAAAACUGUACACACUCUUCUAACACUGAAUGUGCCAAAUGUAAAAAGGUUAGUAUAUUAAUUAAUUAAGAUUAUUCGUUCUACAAAAGUGGACUCUGUAUAAGUUCUAUAAAGAUGUUCAUAACUCACGAGCACUGGUAUUGAAUGGCAAUGCUCUCCCCUUAAAGUAAUAAAAUAGGGUUGAUUGGUCUGAUGCUGCUAGAUAGUCUGAGUAACCUGCUGGAGCGCUUUCCCCUUGAUGAGUAAAAUUGUCUGGCAUUAGACAGAAUAAAAUAAUAAACUAGGGGACAUUGUGUGCAAUGCAACUUAAUUUUAAUUAACCAAUUGAGCCGCAGUGCACCCCAGUGCGCCCUACUUAUUGUUUUUACUUAUCUAACGCCAGAUGAUUUUACUAGUCAAUGGGGAAGCUCUGCAGCUUAAUUGGUUAAGUUCUGCAGUUUAAUCGGUUAAGCAAUAUUAAGCAAUAUUUGACCACCAUUUCAAUGCUAAAUGGUUUAGUCUUUUUAAACCAUACAGCAACUUCCUAGCAAUUUCAUUCUCUCAUCACCAGCUGUCACAGUAUCAUGCGAGUAUUAAAAAAAUAGUGAAAAGUUUUUAUCUGAAUUUUCUAGACUUACUAUCACACAACGAGUGGUUGUAGAAAAUGCAAAAAAUGUGAACAUGGUGUUCUUGAAGCAUGUGAGAAGACCCGUGAUACUAUCUGUGCCCCAAAAGUUACCACUUCUACCACAGGCACGGAAAAACCGACAGUCAGUGUCAUAUUAACAAAUGGAAACCAAGCAGACAAUGGUAUGUUGGUAUAUUCUAAAUUUGGGUUAAUUGGGUUAUAAGAGUUAAAUAAACCAUUGAUUAAUCCAGCACAACCUAACUCACUUUGACAAUUAAAAUUGUAUGGCCACGUGUUAGACAGAGUGGAAUCACAAAGUACUUUUAGGGAUAUUGCAUGACUUUGUAGGUUAAAAAGAAACAUGAGUGACAUAUAUAAAUCAAUGUCGCUCCAACAUCACAUAAUACAAUAAGUUCUGCUGAACUAAUGUGUCGAACUGUUGCUGCUCCAAAUUCUGCCGUACUUAAUUGAUUCAUUAAUGUCGCUCUAAUGCCAAUACCAGUAAUUUGUCAAUUGACCCAUUGAAUCGCAGUGCGCCCUACUUAUUUUUUUUACUUUACGAUUUUUCUCAUCAGUGGGGAAGCUCUGCAGCAUUAUGGGUUAUUAUUAACCAAAAAACUGACAAUGUCUCUAGUUUAUUGAGCCGCAAUGCGCCCCUGAGUGCGCUCUACCAGUGGCGGCGCCAGCCUUUUAAAAGUGGAGGGGAUUUUUGAGCGGUGAAGGCGCGAGACAUCCGGAAAUUUUUUGAAAUCUAGAGUCCUGAAAUGCGAUUUCCUGCAUUUUCAGGGUAAGAUUAUUCAGAAUUCCGAAGAUUAUAAAGUAAACAAAACACACAAUUUUUUCAUGAUUAUACGUAUAUAUAAAACCUACAAAUGUAGUAUUACAUCAUUAAAUAAGAAUAUGGAACUGACAAGAUAUUAAUAUCGACCAAAAAUAUAUAUUAGCAGAAAAUUAUAAUUAAAAGAGGGGUAUUUUCAUAUAUAACUCUAAAAUUCCAUUUGGUCUGUGCGAUUGAAACCAUGUUUAACGGCAGAGAAUUAAUAUUAGUGUUUGGAGCCAGGUGCCGUUUGUGGUCCAUUAGGCUGUAACUAGAUUUGAUGGCACGAAGUAUUGCCAUAGCAGCUGUGCAGCAACAACAGUAACAAUCAGUAAUAUUAGCAGCAAAAGGAGAUAGCCAUGACAAUUCUGGACAUUCUGCCAAGGCAUACCUCCGGCACAAGUCACCUUUUGGAAACGAAAUACAAUGUAUAUUGGUCUAUACACCCCCCUUUGAUUGAUAUGACGUCACAGACUCCCCUCAGCGGAUGUGGCUUGCAUAAUACAUUCGCUGUUAACCCAUUGAGUCGCAUUGCACCCUGAUGCACCCCACUUUAGUAUUUUACUCUGUCUAAUGCCAGAGUAUUUUACUCUGUCUAACGCCAGACGAUUUUACUCGUCAAGGGGAGAGCGCUGGCGCUUAAUGGGUUAACUGGCCUAUCUGCCCAUGCGUCUAGUUAACCCAUUGAGUCGCAUAAUGCAGUCUGAUGCACCCCACUUUAGUAUUUUACUCUGUCUAACGCCAGCCGUUUUUACUCUGUCUAACACCAGACGAUUUUACUCGUCAAGGGGAGAGCGCUGGUGCUUAAUGGGUUAACCUUGCUUAAAUGUAUCAAGAUCACUGAUGUAAUAAUACAAACCACAUCAAGAUCACUGAUGUAAUAAUACAUUGUCAAUUUAUCUCUGCAAUCAGUAAAGACUGAUUUGCAUACAGCACACAGAAGAUAAAUUCAGACUAUUUCACAUCAGUAACCAUGAUUUAGUCACAAUUACAACCAAAUGGAUACCAUGCUUAUUAAGCAAAUUCCUUCAAAUCUAAUUGCCACCCCCCCCCUCAUUUUCGUGAAAAAAUUAAUAGCCCCCCUUCUAGUCAUUUAUUUAUACAUAUGGCCCCCCUUAUUUUUUCCCUCCCCCCUUCCAUAAAUAAUGACCGGUCCCUAAACUGAGUGAAAAACAAAAUAGUGUGUAUUUAUUAUUAGGGUGCCAAUUGCCACUCAAAAUGGUUAUGAUGGUAAGAAUGAAGAUUGUAUUUAUAAGUUUUAUAAUGUGUCCUCAUUUUAGGGACUGGAAAAGACUGGGAAUGUAAUCCAAUCUGGUAUUAUGUAUCUAUUGUGGAGUUUGUAAUUAUACUUAUUGUCAUACUUGUGUGUUUGGUAUGCUGCAAAUACAGGCGAAGGCUGUAUACACGUACACAUACAGAUGCUUCAAGCUUGGCAACAAGUUCUUCAAGUCUUUUGCUCCCAAUUAGUAUGUAUUCACUUAUUCAAUAAUUUGAAUUCGUAGUUAUCUCAAUACUUUAACAGAACUUAAAGAAUUAGCAUACAGUAGGUUGCUAAAAAUAAGUCUUUUUUCUUAGAGUCCAAAUGCCCAGAUAUUACAGUGUUGACAGACCAAGGUAAAUGGAAUGAAGUUGUCUUUCAGUAGGCACAGUAGUAUGUUAGAUAUAAUGCAAAUGGUUAACUAGACAUAUGGCCAGAUACAGUGGUGCCUAAAUUACUUUGAAUUUGUACUCGAGUAAAAGUAGAAGUAAUUAACAAUAAAACGACUUGAGUAAGAGUAAAAAGUACUGGAGGCAAAACAUACUGUACUUAAGUAAAAAGUACAAAGUAUCCUCAAAAAUACUUGAAGUAAAAAGUAAAAGUACUAUUGUCCGUAGCGUGUAGGGGGUGGGGAGUUCUGCAAUGGAUUGACAUACAAAAGACACAAAACAGCACACACAUUACAUGCGUGCACCUAAUAUUACAAUAUUUCACGGCAUGGUCUACUUUGAGACCCCAGACACAUGUAUAUCGAGGUCCUAUUACCUAUCCCAAAAUUGAAAUAAAUCUGGAAUAAAUCACGUAAAGUUAAACAAAAUUUAGAAAGUAACGAAAUACUUCGCCACAAAAUGAAAAUAACGAAGUGAAAUGUUGCUUCUUAAAACGACUUCGUUCCAAGUAAAAUUACUCCAGAAAAAGUUUACUUUGUUACAUGCUAACUUCUCAAAAAUAGUACUCAACUACAGUAACGAAGUACAUUUACUUCGUCACUUGAUACCACGGCCUGGCCAGAUAGUCAGUAGCCUGAUUAAUCCAUUGUCAUUGAGCAUCAGUGUCCUCCAUUUGACGAGUGAAAUCUAAUGGGUUAAUUUUUGCUGAUGAACUGUGAGUAUCUUCACGAGCUGAAAAAUUGUUUGACUGCAGUGAAAUCGAACCUGCAACCUUUGGUUUGCUAGUCCAGUGACCAACUGAGCUACGAGGUCAAGUUCGAGUAGGUUAUGUGGCAGAACUCAAUCUAGUUCUUGAGUAAUUCCAUGCCAUUUCAACACAAAAAACUGAUUUGACACCCAACCUCUUCAAAUUUCUUUAUAUUUCGCAGGCAGUUAACAUAUUGUGUGGGAAUAGUUUAAGUUCAAAAUUUGAGCAUCAUAGCUGCAAUAGGUUUUGAGAUAUCGCAAUUCGAAAUAUGGCCCGAAAAGCAAAAAAGUGGGCGUGGCCAGUGCUAAAUUCACCACUACUGCAUUUUACAUUCUGACUUGUAACUUCAUACCCGUACAUGGUAUAUCCAUCAAAAUUUGCAUAAGGAUGUAUUUUUAUGUGGAGAUUUCAAAUAUUGCACUUUCAUCUUGCAAUAUCUGCAACCAGUAAUGUGUUAUGGCACAGAAAAAAGUCUAAUUAUGUGUUUCUGAGUGAGGACACGAAAUAUACAUCAUUUUUAUUGGGAAAAUGUUUAUGGUAGCACCAAUUAUUUUCAAGAGUUCACUGAAAGUACAAUUAUCAACUAUUCCCACACAAUGUUAACUCCCUGCGAAAUAUAAAGAAAUUUGAAGAGGGUGGGUGUCAUGCCUGUGUUGAAAUGGCAUGGAAUUAUAGAUACUCUCUUUUGACAUUUGUAUAAUUGUCUACGAUGUAACGUCUUGUCUUUGUGGUGUUGCACUAUCAUAAAAUACUCUUUUUCUUUUGACAGAACGCGAGAAACUAAUACGUGAUCUUCCGGGCGGUUACGUUGACUUAUUGGGCCAAUUACUGAACCCUAAUGUACGUAAUAAUUGGGUACAGUUGGGUUACGAAUUUCGACUCACUUUGAGCGACAUUGCAAAUCGGAGUGUGUGUGAUGCUGAUCACACACAAGAACUCUUAUUAUACCUGGGCACGCGAAACACAACUGUUAACAUGCUUUGGAGAGGAUUGAAAAAUAUCAAACGGGAUGACGCGUGUGGAACGUUGGUGAAUUUUAUCCUUAAUUUACGAAAGGAUAAUGAAAGUGCAAUCACGUAUAUUUCGGUAAGGUGAUUGCACUGUGAGACUGAGUCGGUCCUACUAAUUACUGCCCGGGAGUCGUGACUGCCCUAGAACUGCCCAAGACUGUCCGGAUAAAUAUAACGUUUUUAUAUAAUACCUUAUUGAAUUCUGAUCGUUUAAUUGGCUGUUUAUGGUCACAUGAUAUUGAAUAGAAAAUUCCAUUUCCCAAGUGUGCAAUGGAAUACGUUCCAUUGGCAUUGCACUAUUUGCGAGUGCAAUUGUACUAUACGUUUUAUUCCAUUGCACUCUGGCUUUGUGUUUUCGAUAAAUCGCAUCCGUCAAAAUGCUUCUCAUACAAAUCUAUUAGUCUAUUUUGGUAUUAUAUAAAACAAAUAAUGAAAGGUGAAAGAUGGUAUGUUCCAUCGGUGAAAGAUGGAUUGUUCCUUUCAACUCGGCUGUCGCCUCGUCGAGUACAUGUAUAAAAAUUGUUUUCAAAACAUUUGGUAUGCUACGUUGCUUGCGUUGCGCGAACCUCGUUUUUGACUCGCGAAUGUUGCGUCUUUGUGAUUACUUGAGUGUGGGGCAGUUAAACAAUGGGAAAUAGUUAAAUAUUCCAUUUUACUUUCAUAACGAAUAGAGGAGAAAUUAUCGGAUUCGACCAAGCGAACUAUACAGCGUGUAUCAGAAAAAAAGUACACAGUAGGUAAUUCCAGCUUUUAGUUUAUGCGUGCAGGGGAUGAUGGGAAGUAAGGUAUCUUAUUGCUGAUUAUGCUGAAAAAUUUCAAUAAAAACUACCGAAACAACCGAAAUAUUUCAAUAUUUACAAGUAUAAGCUAUCACUCCGUGUUUACAAGGUCACCAUUUUUAUUUUCUCAGCAUAAUCAGCAAUAUGAUACCUUACUUCCCAUCAUUACCUGCACGCGUAAACUAAAAGCUGGAAUUGCCUGUUGAAAAAAGUUCACUAAAGUCGGAUGCGCGCGAAAUUUGCGAAAACUUAGCCAUAGCUGAAGCCGGUUUUCCACUAGGCGGAAUUUUCCGCGCGGAGCGGAAUUUCUCUCUGUCUUUUCUAAUUAGUUCCACCUGAGAAACAUUAGUUCCACAUUCGGUGGAAUUCCACCUAAUGGACAACCGGCUUCAGCCUAUGGCUAUGUAUUUUAACGUUCUCUGGUAGCGUUUUUAGAGCAGGAAAGCUGUUACUAAAAAAGGGCCUUGCAAACAUCCGAGCAUGCAUAAAAUUAAUUUGACUAAUCAUGCAAAGAAAUCGCGUUUGAACUAUAAGAAAAUGGGAGAAAAUCCAGAUUUUGAAGAUCUCGCGUUGGCUUAAGAUCCAGACGCGAUUCGACAACGCGACGCGAUUUUUCGAUUUUCACUGACCGCUAAUUUUGAUCCUAUAGUUUAAAUUUUCCAAAUAUUUAGAAGCGUUAUAACAUUUGAGUUAUUUGGUCUACUAAAAAAUCGCGUCGCGUUGUCGAAUCGCGUCCGGUGUGUCUGGACCUUAACGCGUGCACCAAAUUUCCCGGGCAGUCUCGGGCAGUAAUUAGUAGGACCCGACUGAGUUGAAUUAGCGUUUCUCACGCCGCCAUUUUUGGGUGGCUUUUCAGCCGAAGUCUGCGAAAUAAGUCCACAUAAUUACAGCGACUUUUUUAUAAUUUUUUGGACGAAUGAUUGCAAAUUUGCUUUGUAAAUGGUUAGUUUAUUUUGAAAACUUGCUCUUCACAUUGUUUUAAUACACCCUUUCGAUAAUUACGUCACAACUACACUGUUUUCAACUCAAAUGGAAAGGAUUUUAAGUUUUUCUCGUGGGCUAUGCACAGACUGACAUCCUUCUUCAACACAUGCAUGAAAAAGAAUUCUUUAUUUUGAUCGUUUUCGUGUUAAUGCUUGAUCAAAAUCCAAAUUUUUUUUCGCAUGUGUUGAAGGAUGUUCUGCUUCUCUGUGCAUAGCCCAUGAGAAAAAAACUUAAAAUCCUUUCCAUUUAAGGUGGUCCUAAGUUGAAAACAGUGUAAUUGUGACGUAAUUAUCGAAAGGGUGUAUUGUUUGAACGAGAAUUAGAUGCCACCCAAAAAUGGCGGAUAUUCGUCAUCAUGAGAAAGGCAAUAUUAGCGAGCUUAAGAUUUCGACGUUUUUGUCAAUACGGACGUCAGUUCGUCGAGGGGGACUGGAUUAAAAACUGUCGAUUUUGUCAGUUUGUGGUAAUCUUCAACACGGCAUAGGACAAAACCUAAGAUUUUUAAAGUUUUUUGCUUUCUUAAAGGUCCAUACAGACCGACGCGAAUUUUCAGUUUUUAAAAACAAAUAAAACCGUCAACGGAUAAAAAUUUUACAAGAUAUGCAGACCAAAUAGCUAAAAUUGCUCAAGUGGUUCAGAAUUGAUUUGAAAAACAUAGAAAAAUAUUGAAGUUAAAUGUCAUUGAAAAUUCGCGUCGCGCUGCCAAAUCGCGUCCGGUCUGUAUGGGUCUUAAGACGAGCGUUAUUAUGCAAAAUGCCGCCAAAAUUAAUAGUCCUACCAAAUUUGUUAAGAAGAACGUCUCUUUCUUAAGCUCACUAAUACCUUUAACUGAAACUUUAAUUUUAAUUGAAAAUUUGAGUAUACUUCGUGGUAAGUAAGAUACAGUAGUUUUGAGUUUUGAAAUACUGCGCUAACCAGGGGCCGGUUGUAUAAAACUCUUAAUCACUUUUUUAAUCACUAUUUUGUAGUUAAAUAGUGAUUAGCUCUCAAAUACGCGCUUCUUAUUGGAUGACAUUCAGUCCACUUAACUAUGAUUAACUUGAAUCACUUUUUUGUACAACCGACCCAGAAAAAUACGUACAGUGUCAGUGUGCGUAGUUUAAAAUAGUGCUUUAUCGUAUGCGAUAAAAUUAUAAGAGAAACCGAAUGACGAUUCUUUGCAUGUCCAAAGCCGCUAUACACGUAAAAAUGCACAAGUUGUUACAGGUCUGCAAAUAGGUUGUAACAAAUAAGGUUGUUGUCAAGACGAUAUCAGGAUGUGAUGGCAUUGCGCCAUUAGCCAUUCCGAAGUUGAUGAGAGGAUUGGGGACGAGUGUUAAAAAGUGCCCAAAUUAAGAAAUGAACCAACUCACUAAAAAGAUCACCUCAAAAUUAGUAAGUAUGCAGAGUUUGAAGACGUUUACACGAAUAUCCUUUGAAUAAUAAGCUUUCCAAAAUUGUGAAAUUACUGAUUAAAAGAUUGUUUAUUAUUCGAAGGAUAUCCAUGUAAACGUCUUCAAACUUUGUAUACUUACUAAUUUUGAGGAGGUCUUUAUAGUGAUUUGGUUCCUUUCUUAAUUUGGGCACUUUUUAACACUCGUCCCCAGUCCACUCAUCAACUUCGGAAUGGCUAAUUGCGGAACAAGUUGUUAUCACCUUGUUACAAGCUUGAUGACGGUAAUUAGACGUGUUACAAGUUGUUCCAACAAGACUAAUAUUGACAGGCUGUUCGUAGCAAGUUUCUACGGGUUUGUAAAUGCUUGUUGUCAUCAACUUUUUAUCACUAGAUUUGUUGGAACAAUUUAUUACGAGUCUGUUGGCGCAACCCGCGCAGAUUCACUUGAGAAUAGGCCAUGUUUUCAUUAGGGUGAGGCGGUUUUUCGGUAAACCGAAAAAAAAACGAUGUUUUUUGAAAACCGAAAUGCUCGAUGUUACUUUUGGAGAAAAACCGAAAAAAUCAAAUUAAAAAAAAAAACGGGGGAAACGGAAAAAAGACGAAGAAAAAUCGGUAUUUUACUAAAAUCGAACCAUAUACUUACACGAGUUUGUUGCAAAUGAAUCAAGUUUUGGCAUUUACACACGAAAAACUAAAGAGAUUUUGUUUGAAAUUUGAUAACGUCUUCAAAAUAUAUUAUGAAUAAUAUCUUGCGUUAGUACUGAGUAGCGUGUUGUGUCUUUUUUACCGUAAUUUCGAUUUUCGAACAUAUUUUUUAAAAAACCGAUUCACUCUGUGUUUUCGUGGUUUUUUGGUCGUUUUUCGUUUUUUUUUUGUAGAAACCGCCUCACGCUAGUGGUCAUUUCUCUGCGAGAUAGUUCACAUAACAAUAACAACAUGCAUUAAUAAGUGCAAACUGAGAUUACGCUCUGGGGCUUUUGCACGUUUUUGUUAAAAAAUGAGAUGUGAUAUGUAUAGCGCAUUUUGCGUUCUCCUUUUUCAUUUACAACUUUUUAUAACACUUUUUAUAAGACGUAGUUUUGUGCCAUUAUUUGUAAUGCAAGUAAGAUCAAUGUAAAUGACAUCACAUAUAUACUAAGGCCUGUUACAGACGAGCAAGUUUUCUAUAUGACAAGUUUUUAUGUAACAAGUUUUAUUUGCUCGUCUGUACGCGCAACUUUGAUAAUUUUUUGUAUGAGUUUAUAACACUUUUUAUAAGACGUAGUUUUGUGUAAUUAUUUUUAAUGCAAGUAAAAUCAAUGUAAAUGACAUCACGUAUAUUAAGAGUAAGGACUAUUUUUGAACACUAAAAUUGAGGCAAUUAUUUUUUAUAAAAAUUAAUAUUUUGAUCUUUGUAAAACAUAUAAUACGUUUUUCCAAUAUGGAAGUUUACUAAAGUUGAAUACAUUACGUAUUUUGUAAUUUGUAACAUUUAUUACAUUUUUUCUAAUGUGAAUAUUUAAAUUGAAUUAAUUGUAGCGUUUAAUAGUAGAAAACAAUAUGUUACAUUUUUUCAAUGUGAAAGUUUACUAAAUUUGAAUACAUUACGUAUUUUUAAGGCAAUGAUAAUCAACGUGUACUGUAUACUAGAAAUACAACACUGUAAACGAAUAUUUAAUUAUGGUGAAUAAUUUUGAAUAAAUUUUGGGAGAUUAUUUUUAUAUGAUUUGGUUUAAGUAAGUACUGUUUUCAAGCUAAUACAAUUAUCGUUAUUUUGUAUCCUUAGUCUUUUCCUUUUUACAUUCACUUGUAUUUCUUUUCUUCCUACAUUUUUUAUUUCCUUUCAUUUUUCCCGCUGCUUCACGAAUGGCUUUCCUUAAUCUCUGCACUUCCAUUAUCAUCCAUGUCUUUGUCUUGAACCUAUUUCAUCUUUCAUCAUAUUCAUAACUUCAUUUUGAUUUUUAUCCUCCACCUUCUUUUUGAC
This is a messenger RNA of Paramuricea clavata, 10507 nucleotides long. NCBI's taxonomy places the organism in Eukaryota, Metazoa, Cnidaria, Anthozoa, Malacalcyonacea, Plexauridae. The record is from the annotation of a GenBank genome assembly.